AUGAGAUACUCAAUUGCCGUCGCCGCUGGCGCUGCAUCGCUAGUCAUGGCCACCCCCUUAGAGAAGCGCAAGAUGGAAACUACUUGGAUCAUGGACUACGACACUGUUACUGUAACGGAAGGCGAGCCCACCAAGCCCACCCUAUUCUGGGGUGGUGGCGCAAAGCAGCCGGCAACAACCUCUGUUCCUUCUUUCCCGGUCGCUACGAUGACUCCUGAGUUGCCUGCUCCUCAGCCUACCUCGAUACAGCCCUCUGUGGUUGUCGUUACUGAGACACCUUCGGCUGUGCCCCAGACCACCUCGCUACCCGUUGUCGAGGCGCCUGCUUCUUCGCAAGCUGCAACUUCAUCAGCUAGCUAUGGAACCGAUUUCAUCUCCGUGGCCAUUGAGCACCACAACAUCCACCGCUCUAACCACUCCUCUCCUGAAGUCGGUUGGAGUGAUGAGCUUGCUGGUUACGCUGGCAACACCGCUGCUACUUGCAAAUUUGCACACGACAUGAACCAGGGUAGCGGACAUUACGGCCAGAACCUGGCCAACUGGGCGCAGAGUGUGAACGCUGAGCAACUUGGUGAUGUCGGUGCCGUCAAGAUGGCCAUUACUGACAUGUGGUACAACGGAGAGUUUGCCAAGUUCUUGCCUCAGUACUACGGCCUCACCGACCCCCCCAUGGACGACUUCGAGGGCUGGGGUCACUUUACUCAACUUUUAUGGAAGGACUCUACCCAGAUUGGCUGUGCUGCCCAAUUCUGCGAGAAGGGUACCUUGUACGAUGAGAUGGAUGCCUGGUUCACCGUGUGCAACUACUCUCCUGCCGGCAACGUUGGUGGAUCCUAUGCUGUCGACGUGCUCUCGCCUCUAGGCAAGCUGAUCGAGACAGUUUAA
Annulohypoxylon maeteangense is the source of this 885-nucleotide messenger RNA. RefSeq names its product PR-1-like protein. Bases 1 to 885 code for a protein of 294 amino acids. The record is from RefSeq and is a predicted model, not a curated record. The transcript is spliced from 3 exons. Gene Ontology annotation, cellular component: extracellular region. NCBI's taxonomy places the organism in Eukaryota, Fungi, Ascomycota, Sordariomycetes, Xylariales, Hypoxylaceae.